CCUCCCUCUCUGCUGAGUCCUGGUGCGGCAGGAGCAGCUGUCUGCACCCACUGCUGCACUCCUCUGUCGGACUAAUGAGAGGGAAGCAGGCAGUGUGACGAUACACACUGAGUAUUCACAUGAGAGAAGUGAAGAAAUCCAGCAGUGAAGAUGAAAAGCCACUGGAAAAUUACAGCUUUCUUUUACCUGUGUAGUUUUCUGUGGUCUUUCAUCUCAGCCACCAUCCAGCACCAAUCAAGACUACCAGUUAUUCUGGGUGCCAGUCACAGAACUGAUAUCUGCCCAACAAUCAGGAUUGGUCAAGAUGACUUACCAGGCUUUGACCUGAUUUCUCAGUUCCAAAUAGAAAAAGCUGCUUCCCAAGGAAUUAUCGAAAGAGUAGUGGGAUCCACUUCUCUACAAGUGGCUUAUAAAUUGGGACCCAAUGUAGACUUCAGGAUACCAACCAGUGCCAUAUAUUCCAACGGAUUGCCUGAUGAAUAUUCCUUUCUAACUACUUUUCGGAUGACUGGGGCCACACUUCAGAAAUAUUGGACUAUUUGGCAGAUUCAGGAUUCUUCAGGAAAAGAACAAGUUGGAGUGAAUCUCAAUGGUCAAGUGAAAAGUGUUGAGUUUUCUUAUAAAGGAGCAGAUGGAAGACACCAAACGGCAUCAUUUUUGCAUCUGCCUUUCUUGUUUGACUCCCAAUGGCACAAGCUUAUGAUAAUCGUGGAAGCAAACAGUGUCACACUUUUUAUUGACUGUAUUAAAAUAGAAUCCUUAAACAUAAAACCAAAAGGGAAAAUCAACACUGAUGGCUUUGCUGUGCUUGGAAAACUUAAAAAUAAUCCUCAAAUUUCAGUUCCGUUCGAGAUCCAGUGGAUGGUGAUUCACUGCGACCCCCUGCGACCCCAGCGCGAAGGCUGCGGCGAGCUGCCGGCUCGGAUAACCCAGACGGGAAUCGAGAGAGGUCCCCCUGGUCCACCAGGCCCCCCAGGUCCACCAGGGCCACCAGGAGUUCCCGGUAUUGAUGGCAUUGAUGGGGAGAGAGGCCCGAAGGGCCCCCCUGGUCCACCGGGUCCAGAUGGGGAUGCAGGCAAACCAGGAUCCCCUGGGCUGCCUGGAGAGCCGGGAGCUGAUGGAUUCACUGGACCUGAUGGCUCACGUGGAGCCCCAGGACCAAAAGGACAGAAGGGGGAGCCAGGACUUCCAGGUGCUCGUGGACUUCCAGGCAAGGGGCUUCUUGGACCACCUGGUCCAGCAGGUGCAGCAGGACUUCCCGGGGAAGUAGGUCGUGCUGGUCCACCUGGAGAUCCAGGAAAAAGAGGGCCACCAGGGCUACCAGGACCUCCAGGUCCUCCAGGAACUAUCGGCCUGCAAGAUGGUGACCUGUUGUGUCCCAGUGCUUGUCCACCUGGCCGUCCAGGACAUGCUGGCUUAAUGGGUAUGAAGGGGCAAAAAGGUUCAAAAGGAGAGUCUGGUGAACCAGGAAAACAAGGUUAUAAGGGUGAAGAAGGGGACCAAGGACCCAGUGGUGAAGUGGGAGCUCAAGGCCCUCCAGGCAUUCUAGGUAUCAGAGGUAUAACUGGCAUAAUGGGACCUAAAGGUACCAAAGGAGCUCGUGGUCUUGAUGGUGAUCCUGGUCCCCAAGGUCUUCCUGGUGCACCUGGGGAUCAAGGACAGAGAGGUCCACUAGGAGAGACAGGUCCAAAGGGAGAAAGGGGUCCUCAAGGUACAAGAGGAAUAAAUGGCCUCCCUGGGCCUAAAGGAGAGCCUGGCUUACCAGGAGUUGAUGGCCGUGAAGGGAUCCCUGGAAUGCCUGGAGCUAAAGGUGAACCAGGAAAACCUGGAGCUCCAGGUGAUAUAGGGCUCCAAGGAUUGCCAGGUUUACCAGGCUCUCCAGGUAUGAAAGGUAUUCCUGGCCCAAAGGGUAAUAGAGGUCCUCCUGGGGUGCCAGGGUUAAUGGGAAAUCCUGGUAAACAGGGUCAACAGGGCCCAGAGGGAGAAGCAGGUCCAACAGGACCCCGGGGACCACCAGGUAGCAGAGGGGAGACAGGUCCUGCAGGUCCUCCAGGUUUACCAGGGAAAUUGGGUCCCCAGGGUAAUAUUGGACUUCCUGGACUCCCUGGUCCUCCAGGCCUUCCUGGUGGUAAAGGUGACCGGGAACACAUGUUUCUAGUCAAAUGAUCAGUGUUCCUGUUUCCAAGCCCACAUGGACCAAUCCUCACCACGUCACCCUGUCCCUGUGUGGGUUUUCAGGUUGGAAGAGGAGGUCACAGCCUAGGCCUCUGCCUCCUUUGGAGCCUGAACCAGACUGCCACUAGUCUGGGCAAGGAGCUGUGUGCGUCAGGCACACACCUGACAUAGUCUAGCAGAGAGAGCAGGACAAAGCAAUGUAAGAGCAAUGGCUUACGUUUCAGUGAAUCUUACGGGGUGGUUAUGCCUACGCAACACGGAUAAUGCCCAAACCCCAGCAUUCACCACUUAGAGUGUUUCUGAUUCAUGUAGUUUGGACUGGUUUCAUACACUUGGGUUCUGUCUAUUUUAGUAAGUUAAACAGCACCAAGGCAAGUGCCAGACCCUGGCACAGCAACACAAUCCUUUAUGCUGCUAAGUGGUUAAAGUAGCCCCUGGUACAGUUUUGGAUGAUGCUGACAGGCAGUUUUGCAAAUAAUUCUUGGGUAUGAUUUGAGAAGCAUUUUUGCAAAUAGAUAGGCAGUAGGUGAAGAAAAGUGAGUAUUUUCAUAGUUUGACAUCUUGCCUUAGUGCCUCCGUUGAAAUUUUUGGAGUCAAUGUGGAUUCAGAUAGUUUCAGUUACGAUUUUUGUAUUUGCUAAUGCAAACACUGCAGGCCAAGGCUCACAAAAAGCAAUCGAUUCUUCUAUGUCAGCCUUCUCUAUUGGCAGUUUUAUUGCUCUAAACAAGAUUAAGGGGGCAGAAAGAAUCCCCAAAACAAUGUUAGGUUGGAAACCAAUAUCUUUUUUGUGUAACUGGGAAACCUUAACAAGGCACAAUGUUGAGAACACUUCAAACAAAAUAGUUUCAGUGUUGACAAAGUUGGAAUGUUAAACAGUUCUGUGAUUUAUACUGCUUAUCUUUGUGGAUAAUUUAUUAUUAGCUCUUCAUCUUCAAGAACAUGAGAACAUGUCAGAAUUCAUUAAUUUCAUAAAACUCACACCAGUCUAUGUGUCUGUAUCUUAUGUGAAUUAAAUGGAUCUCUGAAAUGAGAGAGAAACUGCUGCAUGUCUGUCUGUUUUACAGAAAAAAAUAUCAUGCACAGUUAUAGUUCUUUUGGAAUGCAUAUCUUUGAACAUGUGCAGACUGCAAAGAAUAUUAAAAGGAUGGUGUGACUGGUUUUCCAACAGAAUACAAAUACAAAAAGAUUGUCCUAAAUGAUAAACUGUUCUACAAAUUUAAUAAUUUUGAUAUAGAGAAAAAUUACAUCUGUUUGAAAUGAAUUAGGUCAUUAAUUUAUUACUCCUUAUUUCCUGCCCGUCCACACAGGUACGUUUUGUUAGAGGAUUCUAAGAUGAAACAUAAUCUAAUUUCUUUUGAAAAAGGCAUAUUAACUCUAAGAUACAAGCCUUUUGACACAGGUUUGCUAAAAGACAUUGAGAAUUGAACAGCACACAAGACAAGAUUGAGACUGUACUUGUGAAUGUCUCUCUGCUUAUCCCUCAUUAGCAGGGCUACUAUAGCCUUCAGCAAUAUGGAAUAUAUAAUAGUGCUAGAAAAAGUGAUACACUUACUGGAUUUAUUUACUUGUAUCUUGUAACCAAUUCUCAGAGCAGACCAGUAGCAUCUGCAAAAGCAUUUGUCAUUUAAAGGGGACAUUUUCUGUUUGACACUCAGAAUCUGUACCGUCCAGUGUGGUGAUGGAUUAUAUGUUCCAAACUAGUACUUUCCUUCAGUCUGUCACAUAAAUUGCAUGGUAAGACUUAAGUGCUUUCAUUGUCAUUCUUAAAAAUUUGCAGCUUUAAAGGUCUCUUGCAUGAAUGUGAAAUUUAGGAUCAAAGAACAUUUAAUGUGCUUUAGAAUCUAGAGUUUGAAAUUCUGAAAUAUUUUUUUUUUUUGAAAUCUUUAACC
Molecule: messenger RNA, 4064 nt
Organism: Corvus hawaiiensis (hawaiian crow)
Lineage: Eukaryota; Metazoa; Chordata; Aves; Passeriformes; Corvidae
Gene: COL9A1
Product: collagen type IX alpha 1 chain
Exons: 32
Coding region: 151-2166 (671 amino acids)
Source: RefSeq, a predicted model, not a curated record